AUGAAUGAUCCAAUACAAAAUUAUAAUAACGAAGCACAAUAUAUUUCAGAUACUUCUGAUGAAUAUACUUCUGACAAAGCAGAAUCUUCAACAAUUAAUCAAAAAAAAAGAAAAUAUACCAGAGAUAAAAAAGAUGAUGAAGAUAUAAAAAUAAAAUGGCAAGAAAAUUUAGCAGACAAUGUUUCAAAACCAAUAAUUCGAUCAAAAAAUAUAAUCCAAUCAAAUAUUACUACACACUAUCAGCAUAUUACACCUAUUUCUGAUGCUAAAGCUAAAGAACUUGAUCAAGCAAUUCUUAAAGCAUGGGUUUGCUGUGGAUUCUCAUUUCAAACAAUAGAAAAUCCAUUUAUUAUCGAUCUUUUUAAGCUUGCCAUUUCAGGAUAUACCUUACUAUCACGUACUAUUCUUUCUGUUAGACUUUUGGAACAAGAAACUGCUAGAAUUGAUAGAAAAAUUGAACAUGAACUAUUGAAUGAGCAUAAUCUUACACUUA
Molecule: messenger RNA, 493 nt
Organism: Cetraspora pellucida
Lineage: Eukaryota; Fungi; Glomeromycota; Glomeromycetes; Diversisporales; Gigasporaceae
Source: the annotation of a GenBank genome assembly